Messenger RNA from Hyla sarda, 3942 nucleotides. RefSeq names its product matrix metallopeptidase 14 (gene MMP14). Gene Ontology annotation, biological process: zymogen activation; collagen catabolic process; extracellular matrix organization. Gene Ontology annotation, cellular component: extracellular matrix. NCBI's taxonomy places the organism in Eukaryota, Metazoa, Chordata, Amphibia, Anura, Hylidae. Gene Ontology annotation, molecular function: zinc ion binding; metalloendopeptidase activity. The record is from RefSeq and is a predicted model, not a curated record. The transcript is spliced from 10 exons. The coding region runs from base 260 to 1990 and encodes 576 amino acids.
AAGUCAGAGGCAGGACACAGUUGGUAAAGAGAUUGUUGGAAAGAAGGACAUCAAACUAGGAAACAAAAAGCUGAGCUGCAGAAGAGGAUAGCGGAGUUCAUGGAGGAGUAGAAGAAUAGAUGACUGCUGGAAGACAACCUCCUGUGUCUUAGGAAAGAAGCCACUGAGUGGAGGUGGGAAAACACAGGAGAAAAGCCCAUUAUUCUACACUUUCCCAACUUCCCACCUCCAGUAGUGCGAAAGACUAAUUGCAGACUCUAUGCUAAGAAUGGACUCUCUAAGUGCAAUCUGGAUAUGGCUCUUGCUGUGUACGGUAUACACUUUCACCCUUGCCAAGUUCAGCCCUGAGGGCUGGUUACAACAAUAUGGAUAUCUGCCUCCAGGAGACCUUCGUACUCACACUUUACGCUCCCCACAGUCUAUGAGUGAAGCUAUUGCUGCUAUGCAGAGAUUCUAUGGGCUGACAGUGACUGGCAAGUUUGACAGUGAGACAGAAAGGGCAAUGAAGAAGCCACGUUGUGGGGUGCCAGAUAAAUUUGGUGGUGAAAUUAAAGCAAAUGUAAGGCGAAAAAGAUACGCUAUUCAAGGUCAGAAAUGGCAGCACCGGGACAUCACUUUCUGCAUACAGAACUAUACUCCAAAAGUGGGUGAAUAUGAGACACAUGAAGCUAUCAGGAGGGCUUUUGCACUAUGGCAAAGUGUAACCCCACUGCGUUUCCGUGAGGUUCGAUACGUGGACAUACAGGAUGGUCAUGCCAAGCAUGCUGACAUAAUGCUUUUCUUUGCUGAGGGGUUCCAUGGGGAUAGCACCCCUUUUGAUGGAGAAGGCGGCUUUUUGGCACAUGCCUACUUUCCUGGACCAGGCAUUGGCGGAGACACUCACUUUGAUUCUGCAGAACCUUGGACAGCCAGAAAUGAAGAUCUAGAUGGGAAUGACUUGUUUCUUGUGGCUGUUCAUGAACUAGGCCAUGCAUUGGGUCUAGAACAUUCUAAUGAUCCAUCAGCCAUUAUGGCUCCAUUCUAUCAAUGGAUGGACACUCAAAACUUUCAGCUUCCAGAAGAUGACCGCAGAGGUAUCCAGCAGCUCUAUGGAAGUGGCCAUGGAGAGAAUCCACCAACACGAGCACCUCCACGAACACCUAAACCUUCUCCACGCCACCCUAAUGUUCCUGAUGAUCCCAAUGUGCCUUAUGGACCAGAUAUUUGUCAAGGCAAUUUUGACACCAUUGCUGUUUUAAGGGGAGAAAUGUUUGUCUUUAAGGAACGUUGGUUCUGGCGUGUACGGAAUAACCGUGUCAUGGAUGGAUACCCACUGCCUAUUGGACAAUUCUGGCGUGGACUUCCAAGUUCUAUAAACUCAGCUUAUGAAAGAAAAGAUGGGAAAUUUGUUUUCUUCAAGGGGGACAAGCAUUGGGUGUUUGAUGAAGCCAUGCUAGAACCUGGGUAUCCCAAGACAUUGAAGGAGAUGGGAAGAGGAUUACCGAGUGACAGAAUUGAUGCGGCACUCUACUGGAUGCCCAACGGAAAGACCUAUUUAUUCAGAGGAAACAAGUAUUACAGGUUCAAUGAGGAGUUGAGAGAAGUAGAUGCGGAUUACCCAAAACCUAUCAAAGUUUGGGAAGGGAUCCCUGACUCUAUUCGAGGGGCAUUCAUGGGAAGUGAUGGAGCUUUUACAUAUUUCUAUAAAGGUAAUAAGUAUUGGAAGUUUAAUAACCAGCAGCUAAAAACCGAAUCUGGGUUCCCGAAGUCUGUCCUGCAGGACUGGAUGGGAUGCACUGUCCGCCAACCUGAAGAUACCGAUGAGGAAACAGAAGUGGUGAUCAUUGAAGUUGAUGAAGCUAGUGGAGGAGUGAGCACUGCCGCUGUUGUAGUUCCUGUCCUCCUCUUGCUCUGUGUCUUGUUCCUUGGACUGGCUGUCUUUAUCUUCAGGCAAUAUGGCACCCCCAAGAGGCUUCUAUAUUGGCAGCGUUCCUUGCUGGACAAAGUGUGAGACCUCAUGGAUCUGGACCCUGCCCCCCAUCACAAUCUCUCCUGCCCUCCCACACACCCCUCACACACAGAUAUUAUGGGGAGCAGUAUCAAUCUCCUGGGAAGGGAGGAAGGAAGCCGUUUACAUCCACUUUGCCGCUUUCAUGUGGUGGACAUUGCUAUGUUUAACCCCUUCACUGCCAGAUUGGAGCUAUGUCUUCCAUAACGGUUAUUUCUGGGGUACAUAUAUAUUAGAUUUCAUUGGCUAUCGGUCAGGCAGUGCUCUCGAUACAGCCACCACUUGCAAAAUUCAGAGCAGAGAUGGACACCCUCCAAAGGUCAGAAAACGCACAUAUAACUACAAGUUUCUGACUGGUUGUUGUUGUUUUUUUUAACCCUUCCAGAACCUACCACCAUUCCAACAUAGAUACAUAGGUCUAGAGGGAAAUAGAUAACCAGCUGCUUGGUUUUUGGAUGGGUACAGGAAAGUACAAUGCGAGUGGGGGAAGAGCAACCUGUCUGACCAUGUAAGCUCUAUGUCUACAUGCAAAGAGGUUGUGAACAUCCAAAGAUGGAAUAGUAAUAGUAAAUAAGGGGUCAAUAAGGGGGUCAAUACAAAUUGUCACAGCUGUGUUGUGACCUAUAGACCUCCACUGAACAGAUGUUAGUCAUGAAAAACUAUUAGUAUUAUUUGGGACCAAAGUAUUUCCAUAAAAAAAUGAAACUUUAACUGUGCGUGAUGAGGACAUUGAUUGUUAGUCUUGUUCAAUAUUAAGUAUUGUCUAUGAUAUGUGACCUACAGAAAAAGAAGAUAGUUGAGCAAGUUGUGCAGAGCAGGAAUCUCUGGAGAUAACGGAAAGGAUAAAUGUAAGGUCAAUAUCAGUAAGCUCCCAGACUGGCCUGUAAAGUGCCCUGGAUCUCUGUAACUCCAUUCAUUGUGUCUGUAUAAUGCCUUCUCAGCCCUCCACCACCCCCCUGGAUUCUGUUGAAUACUAAAUGGAAAGGUUAAACUCUCAGGGUUAUCUGCUGGUAUCUGUACUCUGUACAAAAUAUUAGUUACUGUUUUACAGGUCCUGGCAGACAUAGCAUUAUGGUGGUUUUCUGUGAUGGAAGGCGUAGUCACUGCUCUGAAACAUUCUUUGCAGGUAUCUGGCAGACAUGUUUUGGGCUGUCUCUGUCUUAGAAGAGAUUAAUGCAUGCUUGUUGCAGGUCUCUGGCAGUGAUGAGAAAAUUAUUUUUCGUAACACCCCUGUAGCUGGAAAGGGAGAAAAUCAUUGCUCUGCAAGUGUCUUAGGCAGAGAAGGGGUUAAUCACAGCUCUGGGGGGAGGGGAUUCUGACUGGGUCAGGUUAAGAAGGGCAGAUCACAUGGUACGGUCAGGGGGGUAAGGGGUCACAUUUGCUUGUUUCCUGUCUUUCUCUGUAUCUUUGGUUUAUAUUUUUGAUUAUUAUAAUAAUUAUUAUUUGAUAAUAAGGCAGCUCCUGCAGGUCAGGCCGCUUUGCAUUUCCCACCUGUCCACUGCCAGAGGGAUCAGUGGAUCAAUAUUUAGAUAAUGCUCCACCGAUCCCUUCUUCAAUGAGAUGGCACUCCUUCACCCCUCCUCCCCUCAAGCCUAGAGACUGGGGGUCAGAGAUUGCACAGUAUUUGGGGGUUGGAAAGAAGUGUAUGCCCUUUCUAACCUAACUCCAAGUGCCUUGUAUUAUUGAGUAACCUCAAUUAUGACCCUAAAUGGUGCUGACAUGAGUAUCACUUCAUGGUUUACCCUAAUUUAUGGAGGAGACUGGGACCCACCUUAUCAGUCAAAUUAAAGCUUCUUUAAUGUGGACAAAGUUUGUGUUUUUUUUUAUGUUUUUUUGUUUGUUUUUUUUACAGUCUUUUAUAGAAUCACCUAAAAGCUAUUUGUUAUGAACCAAUGGUUUUGUAAAACUAAAAAUAUAAAAAUACAAAAAAGUGACAAUCUGUAUUCAUAUUUCUG